Messenger RNA from Rasamsonia emersonii CBS 393.64, 453 nucleotides. RefSeq names its product 60S ribosomal protein L27a. The record is from RefSeq and is a predicted model, not a curated record. The transcript is spliced from 3 exons. Gene Ontology annotation, biological process: translation. Gene Ontology annotation, molecular function: structural constituent of ribosome. NCBI's taxonomy places the organism in Eukaryota, Fungi, Ascomycota, Eurotiomycetes, Eurotiales, Trichocomaceae. Gene Ontology annotation, cellular component: ribosome; cytosolic large ribosomal subunit. The coding region runs from base 1 to 453 and encodes 150 amino acids.
AUGCCUACUCGACUGACCAAGACGCGGAAGCUCCGCGGCCACGUCUCUGCCGGACAUGGUCGUGUCGGCAAGCACAGGAAGCACCCUGGUGGUCGCGGUAUGGCUGGUGGUCAGCACCACCACCGCACCAACCUCGACAAAUUCCACCCCGGUUACUUCGGUAAGGUCGGUAUGAGGCACUACCACCUCCUGCGCCAGCACUACUGGAAGCCGACCAUCAACCUGGACAAGCUCUGGUCCCUGGUCCCCGAGGAAACGCGCGACAAGUACCUGAACAGCGACGCGCCGGCCGACAGCGCCGUCGUCUUCGACCUUCUCCCGCUGGGCUACUCCAAGGUCCUGGGUAAGGGCCGUCUGCCGAACGUGCCCAUUGUCGUCAAGGCGCGCUACGUGAGCAAGGAGGCGGAGCGGAAGAUUAAGGAAGUUGGUGGUGUCGUUGAGCUGGUUGCAUGA